AUGCAGCUGCCACCGACGCUUGUGGAUUACCUGAUAGUCUUUGUCCUAUGUGUUGUGAUCUUCAACUCAGUAUAUACGCGAUGGCUUAAGAUUUCUCCGCAUUUCCCCCCCGGUCCACAACGACUUCCGCUCAUAGGCAAUAUCCAUCAGAUUCCUUUCGAAUACCAGCAGAGGAUGUUUGCAAGUUGGGCCAAACAUCAUGGCGACAUCAUUUACAUGCAGCUCUUUCAUAAGCCAUCUAUUAUAGUUGAUUCGGUACGCGUCGCCCAAGAACUGAUGGAAAAGCGAGCCUCCAAGUAUUCCGACAGACCACAGUUUGUGAUGGUGAAGGAGUAUUUGCAGCCCAAACCAAGCUUGGUCUUCAUGUCGUGGGGCGAGAAAUGCCGUCGGCUUAGGAAGUUUUUCCAAUCCGCGCUCGAAAACAAAGCAGCUCUUGAAGGGUAUCGCCCAUUGCAGAGAAGAGAAAUUCAUCGUUUACUUCGAGAUCUUGCUCAGUCACCUAUGGGUUUUAUGGCGCAUGUCAAAAGGUAUGCUGGCGCCAUCAUACUAGAGAUCGACUACGGUCAUCGUGUCACCUCCGCGCAAGACGAGUGGAUGGUGUAUGUAGAUCACACAGUAGACGAGUUCACCACAACCGGCAGUCUCGCAGCAAGUCUCGUCGAUUUCCUCCCGCUGAUGAAGCAUAUUCCAUCAUGGAUGCCUGGCGGCGGGUUUAAAAAACGCGCCUUGAUCGUUGGAGCGAAGGUGAGAGACAUGAUGGAAAUACCUUACAGAAAGGUGCAGAGAGAUAUGGCAUCCGGAUGCGCGAAGCCGUCCUUCAUGACAUCCCUUCUGGAAAAAAUGACACAAGAUGGGUGCUUAUCCGCGGAGGAAGAGUACGAUAUCAAAGCAUCUUGCCUCGUCAUGUACACAGCUGGUUCUGACACUACAAUUACCUCACUGAUGACAUUCAUUUUGGCCAUGGUUCUUCAUCCGCAUGUCCUCGACAAGGCUCAAGCUGAGAUUGAUCGAGUCAUAGGGAGCGAACGUCUUCCUGAACUAGAUGAUCGAGAGGCCUUGCCAUAUGUCGAUUGUAUUGUGAAAGAAGUGUAUAGGUGGAAUCCUCCCUCCGCAAUAGGAAUCCCCCAUCGUGUCAUGGAAGACGAUAUUUAUCGUGGCUAUGUGAUCCCAGGAGGCGCAACUAUCAUUCCUAACAUCUGGUCCAUGGGCCAUCAUACAGACAUAUAUUCCGAUCCUGAGAAAUUUUUCCCGGAGCGUUUCGAGGAAAUGGAUACUCAAACAGCUAACCAGAAAGACCCCCGGAAAUUCAUCUUUGGCUUUGGCAAACGAAUUUGCCCUGGGCGGUACCUCGCAGAUGAGACUGUUUGGCUUGCAAUUGCGAACAUCCUAGCAACAAUGAAUAUACAAAAAUGCCGCGACCCAUCUGGGCAAGAGAUCACCCCAAUCCCAUCAUUCAAAACCGGCAUCGUGAGCCAAGUAGACCCGUUCUUGUGUGAGAUCAAACCACGCACGGAGAAAGCAGCCAAUCUCGUCGGACAACACAAUGCGGGCGAUGUGUAG
Postia placenta MAD-698-R-SB12 is the source of this 1560-nucleotide messenger RNA. RefSeq lists its product as hypothetical. Bases 1 to 1560 code for a protein of 519 amino acids. Gene Ontology annotation, molecular function: monooxygenase activity; heme binding; iron ion binding. NCBI's taxonomy places the organism in Eukaryota, Fungi, Basidiomycota, Agaricomycetes, Polyporales, Adustoporiaceae. The record is from RefSeq and is a predicted model, not a curated record. The transcript is spliced from 13 exons.